Messenger RNA from Acanthoscelides obtectus, 267 nucleotides. NCBI's taxonomy places the organism in Eukaryota, Metazoa, Arthropoda, Insecta, Coleoptera, Chrysomelidae. The record is from the annotation of a GenBank genome assembly.
AUGUCUGAAGACGAAUGCACAUGCGUAGGAUGCAAGAAGAAGUUGGAAACGAUAGUAAGAAACGACAACGCAGACAAAGUUAUAUGCUUUUGUGGCCAAAAAGAUAAGCUGGGUGGUGUGCCCAUAGUGAUCACUAUCAAUAAAAUGAACAAAAAGGGAGAUGGUGGUCCUAAGCUCGAGACUGCGGACGCGGUUACUCAAGUAACUCCGAAGGUAUCUGAACACAAGAAGAAGGGAAAGAAGAAGAAAAGGUGUACCAUUUUAUAA